CUCUACAAACCCAAGACGGAAUCAAUCAAACUCAGGAACAAACCCCAAAUCCGACUACCUUCUCGGCCUCAAGAAGCCAGGCUAAGGCCUUCCUCAUGGAUUUGCAUCGACGCAAAUCAAUUGGUUUAAUUUUAAAUCCACCACCAAUGAAAUCUUAAUUUGAUCCUUGCAGACCUAAAACUUAGAGACUUGAUUAAAACUGUGUAUAUCAGUAUAUGUCAUGAAACCCACCACCAGGUUACUGGAAUGACACUGCAAUAUGGAAUCAAGUAGUGGAUCCCUAGUUUGCUUUCUUUCUCUUAGGAAGGUCUAGAUGAGAGAGAUUAUGUUUGAGUAUAUAAAUAUAUAUCGUAUUACUACUGAGUAUAAAAUAGUAGUAAAUAUACAGUAGUCCACUAAAGGACACCAUUUGAAAAUUCAAAAGUUCAAACCUCCAAAGUGGCGCUCAAACUAGCAUUGCAUUGAGUGAGUGUACACAGAAUAGAGGGGACAGAAUAGAAGGGGUUUUGGAGAGAGGUUUUAACAGUCUUGUCACUUGUGUGUCCUCUACGCUUCUUCUUCCUCUUCCUCAUUUCUCUCCCCUUUUCACGAGUACGUUCGGGUAGAGGGAGAAUCAUCAAAAAGCGAAAUGGUGAUUUCGAAUUCAAAAUAUGAAGAAAGCCGUCAGAAGAGAUUGGAAGAGAACAAGAAAAGAAUGGAAGAACUCAAUCUUAAUAAGCUUGCUCUCUCUCUCAAGACUAACCUUAAGCCCUCUCCGAUGAAGCCAGUGAAACCACGGGUUAGGCAGCCACUGGACCUCUCUGCAGUGAGGAGGUCCAAUCGUGUUGCAGACAAGCCACCACCUAAUUACAAGGAUGUUCCAGUUGAACCUCUGGGGAGGCCUAGAAGGAUUUAUGGCUAUAAGCGGAGGGAUUUGUCUAAUCGGGUAUAUGCCUCAGAUGAAGAUAGGGAGUAUGCUCGAGAUAGAGCAGAAGAACUGCUAUCAGGUUUGGAACCUGAUUUCCCAAGCUUUGUAAAGCCAAUGCUUCAAUCCCAUGUGACUGGUGGGUUUUGGUUGGGUCUUCCUCAACAGUUCUGCAAGAGACAUCUUCCAAAGCGUGAUGAAAUGAUCACUUUGUUGGAUGAGGAUGGAAAUGAAAGCGCAACGAAAUACCUUUGUCUGAAAACAGGACUUAGCGGUGGGUGGAGAGGGUUUGCUAUCGAUCAUCAAUUAGUUGAUGGGGAUGCAUUGGUUUUCCAAUUAAUUCGGCCCAACAAAUUUAAGGUUUACAUCAUAAGGGUGAAUCAAGCCGAAGAUAGUGAUGGGGCUUCAGAUGUUACACACCUUGACGACAUCAGUGCCAAACCAACCAAAAGAAUCAGAGCAAGCAAAAAGUAGCAUCUAGCUUUUGGCCUUGAUUCAAGUGUGUUCGCUUUUGAUGCCCGAAAAAAAACUAUGGUGUCGAAUCGUUUUCCCCGGGUAUAUGCUCUGCUCUGUGUCAAUCCUUAGUUGAUGAUGACACUCUGGCAUCCAUCCUCACUAUUUUGGAAUUUGAGGGCUAAUUACACAGUAAUCCUUUCAAGAUGUAUUGUGUAAUUAUAUAAUUAUCCAAAUUGAUGAACUGGGAUAUAUUUCGUGAUGCCAAAAAAAUGCCAAUUAUGAUAUAUAUAUAUCUUCUCUUUCUUA
Messenger RNA from Cornus florida, 1666 nucleotides. Its product is annotated as B3 domain-containing protein At3g19184-like. The record is from RefSeq and is a predicted model, not a curated record. NCBI's taxonomy places the organism in Eukaryota, Viridiplantae, Streptophyta, Magnoliopsida, Cornales, Cornaceae. The coding region runs from base 629 to 1378 and encodes 249 amino acids. The transcript is spliced from 7 exons. Gene Ontology annotation, molecular function: DNA binding.